AUGUCAAAGGUAGGAUCUGCUGCUACUCAUUGGAUAAGCUGUGAUAUAGUAUUGAUCAAUGCGGAUCAAUUAUGGAAAUCUCAAAAUGGAAUGAUGCCUGAAUCUGAUGUCUGUCGAUUCGAAACAGCAGCUGAAUUGGAUACAGGUUCAUCCGAACUCGGAUUACCACCAGAAUACAUUCAAAAACUGAAAUUAGUGACACUAGGCUCACCAAUUGAAAUUGAAUCACCACUCGAUGGAAAGAAGACGAAGGUAGCCGUCUUUGGACCUGUAAUAAUUGAUUUUUGCGAAAAACAAAUAGCAGUGCCAGUCCAUGAACUUAAACAUACGCCUCGAGUGUUAUUAGGCUUGGAACCAGCUCAACUAUUAAAAAUCGAUGUAGAUUGGAUUUAUUCUAAGGUUAUCUUACCAAGCACUGCAUAUACUCACAAGGCCUAUCUUAUUGCUCCACAGGAUCUAUUUAAUCUGUUUGGAUCCGAUGGCCAUACGAUUGAAGCUUUACAACGACAACACAAGGUAUCAAUCGAAAUCAACAAUCGGAGAAAAGUCAGCAAGAUUGUUGUGAUCAUCUGUACGAAGGAAAACUAUAAUAACAUUACAGAUGCUCAAGCAGCUAUUCAGGUAAUCUGUCCAAGUCUUACUCCAGCAGCUGAAGAAGAAUGA
Rotaria sp. Silwood1 is the source of this 663-nucleotide messenger RNA. NCBI's taxonomy places the organism in Eukaryota, Metazoa, Rotifera, Eurotatoria, Philodinida, Philodinidae. The record is from the annotation of a GenBank genome assembly.